AUGCCGGGCCAUCAAGUUGGUCUUGCACGACGACAUCCCAUCGCCACUCGUUCGCCGCCAUCCAGCAACCCUCCUCAGCACCUCCUCGCUCUUUGCCCUCGUCCUUCGUUUCUAUACACCACCCGCUCUUUUACCCCCGUCCUUCGUUUUACUACAGACCAUCAUGCGUCUUUCCGUCCUCGUCUCUCUUCUCCCGCUCCCAUCCUGGCCGCCCGGGGCGACACCAAGGACAUCGUCGCCGACAAGUACAUUGUCAAGUUCAAGGAGGGAAGUGCGCUAGCGGACGUUGAGGAGGCGUUCAAGAUGCUCGACGACGAGCCGGCCAACGUAUACUCGGACGGCGUCUUUACCGGUUUCGCCGGUAUGAUGAAGGAGACCAACCUCGAGGCCAUCCGACAGCACCCAGAGGUCGAGUACAUUGAGCCGGUCUCAAUGAUGACGACCCAGGGCUUCGUCUCCCAGGGCGGCGCUCCCUGGGGCCUUUCCCGUCUCUCCAGCCGCUGGGCCGGCAGCGACUCGUACGUCUUUGACGACGCCGCCGGCGAGGGCACCUGCAGCUACAUCAUCGAUAGCGGCAUCGACGCCCAGCACCCUGAGUUUGAAGGCCGCGCCACCUUUCUCGGCCACUUCGGCCCCGGCCCCCACCACGACGACUGCGGACACGGCACUCACGUCGCCGGCACCCUCGGUAGCCGCACCUACGGCGUCGCCAAGCGCACCCGCCUCUACGGCAUCAAGGCCCUCGGCUUCAUCCCAGAGAUCAAGAAGUGCGCCGGCGACACGUCCGACAUCAUCAAGGCGGUCAAUGCCGUCGCCCACGACGCGCCCGGCCGCGACUGCCCCAAGGGCGUCAUUGUCAACAUGAGCCUCGGCGGCGGCUACUCCCAGGCCCUCAACGACGCCGUCGACAACCUCUCGGCCCGUGGCAUCUUUGUCGCCGCCGCCUCGGGCAACACCAACACUGACGCCCGUGGCGAUUCCCCGGCCUCGGCGAGUCGCGCCUGUGUCGUCGGCGCUACGGACCGCUGGGACCGCCGCUUCGAAAUGUCCAACUUUGGUCCCAACAUUGACAUCAACGCCCCCGGUGUCGAUAUUCUCUCGACCAUGCCCAACGGCCAGGUGGGAACCAUGACCGGCACUUCAAUGGCCUCUCCCCACAUCGCUGGUCUCGCCGCCUACCUCGCCGCGAAGGAUGGCCUCUCCGGAUUCGGUCUCUGCCAAGCUAUCCAGCAGAUGGCUACCCCCAAUGCGAUUGUUGACCAGGUCUGGGGCACCAGGAACCUGCUUGCCUUCAACGGCGCCUCCCAGUGGUAG
Molecule: messenger RNA, 1314 nt
Organism: Cordyceps militaris CM01
Lineage: Eukaryota; Fungi; Ascomycota; Sordariomycetes; Hypocreales; Cordycipitaceae
Product: oryzin precursor
Exons: 5
Coding region: 1-1314 (437 amino acids)
Biological process (GO): proteolysis
Molecular function (GO): serine-type endopeptidase activity
Source: RefSeq, a predicted model, not a curated record